AUGAGGGGGAUGAGAGUGGCCAGUGGCAAGGCUCUGACGAUGCUGGUUGCAGUGUUUAUUAUCUGCGCCGGCGGCGGCCUGGUGAUCUCGCCGGCGGCGGCGGCGGCUCAGGAGGUGCCCUUGGUGCCGGCGGUGUACGUGUUCGGCGACUCGACGGUGGACGUGGGCAACAACCUGUACCUGUCGGAGAACUUUACGCCGCAGCCUUUUCCCUACGGCAUCGACUUCCGGCCGGACUCGCCCUCGCCCACGCCCAACGGAAGGUUCAGUAACGGAUACAACAUGGCCGACUCCAUCGCGAGGCUGUUGGGCUUCCACAUGAGCCCGCCCGCUUAUCUGUCGCUGACGCCGGAGACGAUGGUUGAUAUACUGAAAGGCUUCGGUGGAGUCAACUAUGCUUCCGGUGGAUCCGGCAUCCUCGACAUCACUAACAAUGCCUCCCUCCCGUUGAGCAAGCAGGUGGAGUACUUCGCGGUCACCAAGGCAAACAUGACAGAGGAAAGCGGCGGCAACAACACCGACAUCGAUGCGCUCUUGUCCAGGUCGCUCUUCCUCAUUAGCGACGGCGGCAACGAUAUGAUGUACUUCCUCACUCAUGACCCGUCCAUCUUCAAGCCAGUUCAGCCCUUCUACGACGACCUUCUGUCCAACUACACCAAGUAUGUCGAAAGGCUGUACGGGCUCGGGGCGCGGCGUUUCGGCGUCAUCGACGUGCCGCCCAUUGGCUGCGUGCCGGUGGUGCGGGCGAAACUACCGCUCGGCGAGCGCGACUGCGGACUCAUCGCCAAUAAACUCGCCAGCGGCUUCAACAGCGCCUUGCGCGAGGCGAUGAAGGAGCUCGCCGAGUCGCUGCCCGGGAUGAAGUACUCCGUGGGGAGCUCCUACAACCUGGUGAUAAACUUCACGGGGCCGCCGGCGGCCCCCGGGUUCAAGGUUGUGAACGCCGCGUGCUGCGGCGGCGGGAAGCUCAAGGGGGAGGCCUUCUGCACCACCCCCAAUACCACCCACUGCGACAACCGCGACGAGCACCUGUUCUGGGACGGGGUGCACUGCACCCAAGCCACCUCCAACAAGGGCGCCAAAGCCAUCUAUGACGCGCCGGAGGAGGAAGGAUUUGCCACGCCCAUGAAUUUCAAGAAGCUGCUUGUUGAUGAUCAACGCACAUCGUCAGCCGUUAAUUCGCUGAUGAGAGCGUGA
Molecule: messenger RNA, 1197 nt
Organism: Hordeum vulgare subsp. vulgare (domesticated barley)
Lineage: Eukaryota; Viridiplantae; Streptophyta; Magnoliopsida; Poales; Poaceae
Product: GDSL esterase/lipase At5g22810-like
Exons: 3
Coding region: 1-1197 (398 amino acids)
Molecular function (GO): hydrolase activity, acting on ester bonds
Source: RefSeq, a predicted model, not a curated record